Messenger RNA from Hyalella azteca, 593 nucleotides. RefSeq lists its product as uncharacterized. Bases 57 to 503 code for a protein of 148 amino acids. The transcript is spliced from 2 exons. NCBI's taxonomy places the organism in Eukaryota, Metazoa, Arthropoda, Malacostraca, Amphipoda, Hyalellidae. The record is from RefSeq and is a predicted model, not a curated record. Gene Ontology annotation, molecular function: nucleic acid binding.
UACUUCUUCUGAAUGGUCUUUGUUUCCGAUGCCUCGGGAAACACAGACAAUCCGACAUGGGCAUAAAUUUCAUCAGCAAAUUCAACCAGGAAAGGGCAACCGUGUCUCUGAACGAUUUGGAAACAGAAGCUCAAAUCCAAGGCUGUCAAUCGCAAUUCAAUCCUCCCAAGGCUAGCCAUCACGGCGGAGUUUGGGAGAGGAAAAUUCAGUCCGCAAAGAUUUUGGAUGCGUCUCUGUUACUGCUGGGACCGAGAAGUCUUUCUCGCGACGAAUUCACUACCUUCCUGGCAGAGGCCACCUCCAUCGUCAACAACACGCCACUAAGCGACAUCAGUGAGGAUCCGAAUGACCCCGUCCCUCUGUCUCCUGCUAUGCUACUCACACUGAAAUCUUGCCCGAAUCCCACAACAUUGGAAGAGUACACCGAACGCGACAUUCUCGCCUACGGAAAAAGGCGUUGGAGACAAAUCCAGUACCUCGCCGAGCAAUUCUGGAUCAGAUAGCGUAAAGAAUACAUCCAAAAUCUCCAGCCAAGAAGGAAGUGGCUGCAUCAAAAGCCUUCCCUGAAAACUGGAGACGUUGUCUUGGUGAGA